AUGGCGCGCGCCAGCGCCUCGGCCACGCGGCAGACGGCGCCAUGCGGCGCGCGCGUCCACCGCUGGGCACCGCCGCACCGCCCCCUCCUCCUCCUGCGCAUUGCUGCUGCUCUCACGGCGGCCUUCUUCUACUCGCGAGUGGGGGCGCUGUCCGCGGACACGAUCUGCGGCAAGAUUCCGGGACUGACGCCACAGCAGCGGGCGCUGUGCCGGAGCCACCCGGACGCGAUGGUCGCGGUCGGCGAGGGCGCGCGGCUGGGAAUCGGCGAGUGCCGGCACCAGUUCCAAUUCAGCCGCUGGAAUUGCUCGGCGCUGGGGGAGGAGACGGUGUUCGGCCAGGAGCUCCCAGGCGGUAGCCGAGAAGCGGCCUUCGCGCACGCCGUGAUGGCGGCGGCCGUGGCGUACGCCAUCACGGCGGCGUGCGGCCGGGGCGACCGGAGCUGGUGCGGCUGCGACGGCGCCAAGCAGGGCGGCUUCUACGAUGCACAGGGCGGCUGCUCGGCCGACCUCAGCCACAGCCUCGAGUUCUCGCGCCUCUUCGUGGACGCGCGCGAGGUCCAGCGGAGCGCGCGCACGCUGGUGCUGGAGGAGAAGAUGAAGCCGGUGUGUAAGUGCCACGGAGUGUUGGGCUCGUGCACCACCAGGACGUGCUGGGCCACGCUGCCCCAGUUCCGCGAGGUGGGCUCCGCGCUCAAGCGCAAGUACGACGAGGCGGUCCACGUGGAGCCGGACCGGCUGACGGGCAGCGUGGGCACGCGCGGCCGCCCGUGCGACCGCACGUCGCCGCGCGCCGACGGCUGCGAGCUGCUGUGCUGCGGCCGCGGCUACGACACGCGCCGGUACACGCGCUCGUGGCAUUGCAAGUGCGAGUUCCGCUGGUGCUGCUACGUGCGCUGCAGCACGUGCAGCGAGGGGGCGGAGGAGUACACGUGCAAGUGACGGCGGCGGCGGCUUGCUGGGAAGCUGGGGCCCCGACUAAUCCGCCGGCUCGAUCGCUCGCCCCGUCGACUGUCGGCCGUGGCCCCCACGGGCCUCGCCCCUGGCAACAACAAUCAUGGCCGGACAAAAUUGUCAGCGGAUGUCGCUGCCUGAUGGCGCGGCUGUCGUUCCGCACCUCCCAGUUGCCCUCAACUCCCCUCCCUCACUCCACCCCACUCACCACCCCACCCACCGCCACCCUGCGUGAUUGCCGACGGGGUGGGGGGGGGCGCCAGGCGGAUCCCUGCAAGAGUGAGAUCUGCAAUCGGCUCCCGAGCCUGGGACAAAGUAGCCACCGAGAUCUCAGCAUGAUGGGAGAGAGAGGAGGAGUCGGUGACUCGUCCACAUUGCUCACCCUGCCCUGCCCCUCCCCCCCACCACCACCUCUGCCCCUCCAACCACAUGCCGCUUCUCCCACUCAGAUUUGCUGACCACGAGGACCCACAAGUUCUGUAUGUCGCCGGCACCGAGUGCAGCAUCUCCCAGUGUCU
This is a messenger RNA of Lethenteron reissneri (Far Eastern brook lamprey), 1469 nucleotides long. RefSeq names its product protein Wnt-7b-like. The record is from RefSeq and is a predicted model, not a curated record. Lineage: Eukaryota; Metazoa; Chordata; Hyperoartia; Petromyzontiformes; Petromyzontidae. Gene Ontology annotation, cellular component: extracellular region. Gene Ontology annotation, biological process: multicellular organism development; cell fate commitment; neuron differentiation. Gene Ontology annotation, molecular function: frizzled binding; cytokine activity.